Molecule: messenger RNA, 917 nt
Organism: Salvia miltiorrhiza (redroot sage)
Lineage: Eukaryota; Viridiplantae; Streptophyta; Magnoliopsida; Lamiales; Lamiaceae
Product: protein OXIDATIVE STRESS 3 LIKE 1-like
Exons: 2
Coding region: 196-723 (175 amino acids)
Source: RefSeq, a predicted model, not a curated record
GAUUAUACACAGAAUAUUCAAUCCAAAAUCUUUCCCACUUUUUGUCGUUAAUAACUCAACACAAACGAACAAUCUUUCCGGUAUACCUUGGAACUCUCUCUCUCUCUCUCUCUUGUCCAAACUAUGAUCAACCCUUUUCCCAAAAUACUCCUUUCUUGAUGAUCACAAGCCUCAUUUCAUCGUUUCUUUAUAAAGAUGGAAUCUUUUUUAGUUGGAAAUAAAAUGGGAGUGAAAAAUGGUGGUGUUGAUGGGAUGGGGGAAAGUGGUGUUUUUAAGGAUGUAGGAAAAGAGGAUUCAUGCAUUAAUCAGACUGUUUCUUGCUCAGAAGAAUCAUCAUCUUCCAUUGGCAGAGACAGUGAUGCUUCAAUGGAGAAAUCUUGUGGUGGUGAAGAGGUUCAAAGCUCCUUCAAAGGAACCUUUGAUGCUGCCAUGGAAGCUUUGGAGGAAGUUUUGCCAAUUAGGAGGGGCAUUUCAAGGUUCUACAAUGGGAAAUCUAACUCUUUCGCGUGUUUAGCAGACGCGUCUAAAGGCCUCGUCAAGCCAGACAACGCGUACAAGAGGAGGAGAAGGAACCUGCUCGCGUGCAGCCUCACGAGGGACAAGAACCGGGGCUCGUCUCUCAGCCGCAACGGUGGUGGCAUAUCGAAGAGGCUGACAGCCUCAAGUAGAAGAGCCAUGGCCUUGAACAAGAUGACAAAUGUGGUUGUGAUGGAUCAGUGUUGAUCACUGCUACAAACAAGGAUUUUUAGACUGUUUUAUAUGCUUCUGAUUUUCAAGGUUUUCUCAAGGUUUUUUUGAAGAUGAAAUUCAGUUGCAAACUUAGUUAUUUUACUAUCAUCAAUCAUCUAAAUAUUGUGACUUAGUGUGACCAUUGUUGGUUUUGUACAUUUAUGCAGAAUAAAGGGGGACUUUUAAUU